Molecule: messenger RNA, 309 nt
Organism: Gaeumannomyces tritici R3-111a-1
Lineage: Eukaryota; Fungi; Ascomycota; Sordariomycetes; Magnaporthales; Magnaporthaceae
Exons: 2
Coding region: 1-309 (102 amino acids)
Source: RefSeq, a predicted model, not a curated record
AUGACCGAUCAUCUGGAUCUCGGGAUCCGCAUCUCGACCUCUCCGGAACACGAGGGUUACACUGUCAGGGCUCGAUUUCGCAGCAAGGAAGAAGAAGAAGAAGAAACAAUGAUUUCCCGCGCGGUGGUGGCGCAGCGCUUGGCACCAUGGAAGCGCAACCACAGCCUCGGGACGGGCGCGCCUCUCGCACCCAUGUUCAUGCACCUCUCUCUCUACGGCCACAGAGCGCGCGACAUGAGCACUCCUUCAGUCGGCCUCGCCCCAGGCCGGGCGGGCGCGCUCGUACUCGCCCAAGCAACCAAAUAUUGA